CAGCCUUGUUAGCCUUUCUGAGCCUUAGCCUACAAUUCUUGAAAACUACUUUGCAAAAUUUGGAAACCACAAGACCCUUCUUUAGGGGAGAGGGAUAAUGAACUUUGAAUAGUUCUUAUUAUGCAUAUUUUCUCUUCCAUGCUGAUGAAAAAUUGCCACGUAACUUGAAAAAAAAUAUUUGCUGUGUGACCUACUUCCUACGUCAGUGAAAAAGUUUUAAACAGUUUGGUUGCAUGGAACUGAAAGAACAGUCUGUAUUUAAGGCUACCACUAAGGAAAAAAAUUCCAGACUGAAAUGGCUGCUUUCUUUGCAUACUCUUUUUGGACCGUUCGUGCUUGCAAGGGAAAAAGAAAAUGGGAAACAGAUUUCCUUUCUUUAAUUCUAAUUUUAGUACACUUGAUCCCUGUUAACCCUGUUAAAGAAGAUGAUCUUGGCUCCAAGAAUCGAAAGAGAAUAAUGCCUGAUACUCUGACGGAGACACCUGCCAUAGAUCCCAUUUUCGAAGCCCAGUUUUAUUGUAACAUUCCCAACAUACCUGAACGCAGUAUGGAAGGUCAUGCACCUCACUAUUUUAAACUGAAUUCUGUUCAUGUGCUGAUUCGCCAUGGGGACCGAUAUCCUCUUUAUGCCAUUCCCAAAACGAAAAGGCCAGACAUUGAUUGUACAUUAGUGCCCAACAGGAAACCUUCCCAUCCUCAGCUUGAAGCUUUUAUUAGCCAUAUGUCUAAAGGAUCAGAGACCCAAAUGGAUGGCACUCUGAGCAGCAUGCCUCGUUACCCUAGCCAUUCACUGUGUGAAAUGGGAGAGCUUACACAGACAGGUAUUGUACAGCACUUGCGAAAUGGACAACUACUUCGGAAUAUUUAUAUAAAGAAGCAUAACUUGAUACCAAGUGACUGGACAAGUAAACAUUUGUAUUUGGAGACAACUGGAAAGAGUCGAACCCUACAGAGUGGGCUGGCGCUACUAUAUUCCUUCUUGCCGGAAUUUGAUUGGAAGAAGAUUAACUUUAGGCACCAGUGGAGCACAAUUUUUUGUUCUGGAAGCUGUGAUUGUCCGAUAAGAAACCAUUACCUAGAGGAGGAACAACGGCGUCAGUACAGCCUACGGGUGAAAAACAUAGACUUGGAGAAAACGUAUGCAGAUAUGGCAAAGAUUGUCGGCAUACCCACAAGGCAGUUAAGGGCUUCUAACCCUGUAGAUUCUAUGCUGUGUCAUUUUUGCCAUAAUGUCAGCUUCCCAUGUACCAAGAAUGGCUGCAUUAACCUUGAGCACUUUAAAACAAUCAAGACACAUCAACUUGAAGAUGAAAAAGAGAGGCAGGAGAAGAAAUAUUACUACUUGUAUGCGCUACUGGCCACUCAUCCUCUCCUUAACCAGACAGCCAGUCGUAUGCAGCGCAUUGCAGAAGGCAAGAGAGAAGAACUAUUUGUCCUUUAUUCGGCUCAUGAUGUCACCUUGUCCCCUGUUCUGAGUGCCUUAGGCAUCACUGAGGCCAGGUUCCCAAGAUUUGCAGCUAGACUAGUCUUUGAGCUGUGGAAAGAUGGAAAGAAACAUAAAGAACAUUUUAUCCGCAUCCUUUAUAACGGUGUUGAUGUCACAUUCCAGACUUCAUUCUGCCGGGAUUAUAACAAACAUUACACCAAACUGAUGUGCCCCUUAGAGAAGUUUGUUCGUUUUGUUAAACAAGACAUGUUCUCACCUUUUAAUAGCACCAAUUACUAUGAUGCAUGUCACAGGAGGCCAUUCUAAACAAGGGAGGAAUAAAAUGUUACAUUUUGUAUUGUCAGAAAAAAUGGUCUCCAAGGAAGCUUGACACUGUCAAAUCCUAGUGUGCCUAAGUGCAAAUGAAUAUAACUUGAAGAAGUGGUUUCAUUGUCCCCUGCAUUCUAGAUUGUUUUAAAAUGUCAUCAAUUCAUAAUUCAGCCUUAGCAGCACAGAGCCUAUGUUCUUUUGUGCUCCAACUUGAUUUGUCUCUUAGCUGCUGUAAAAUGGAUAUUGCUUGAAGAACUGAAUGAGUGCAUUCUGGUUCCUUGUUGUUCCACUGUAAAAGUUGCCACAGUAAACACAAACCAUACUUGUCAUAAUUGAAAGUAUCCUUCAUUCCACGAAUCCAUUCAUAUGAUCUAGCUAAAGUAGGAAUCAUUUUUCCCUUAGGGCAAAAGUGUAUUAUAGGCAGGCUUUGGUUUUGUUUGGGUUUUUUUAAAAGGUGGGUGGAUUCAAAUGCUUCUGCAAAUGCUUCUGAUGUGCUCUCAUGAACACAUCACUUCUAGCUACCAUACAGGGAUUAGUUCAUACAGUACAUGAUGUAGAUGCUGUAAAGACUUGUUACUUAAUGGUAGAGGCUGCCACAUUUGACAUGGCUUCUUGUUGUGAUUGGUUGGAAUACAUGGGUAUCUACAUCAGCACAGAUGACUUCCUAGGAGGCAUUAACAUUGUCAGAAAUACUUUUUUGAAAUUACCUGUACAGGCAAUCCAACACAGGAAGCCGAACCCCCAGCAUGUAGAAGUGUUUGGGUUUUCUUUAGGUAAGGAGCUAUCAUAUUAUAUACAAAGCAGCCCCUGGGGUAGAUGGAAAGAAAAGUUCCGUUCUUUGCACUUUUAGCACUUUAUGUGUACUUCAAAGUACAAGUUGCGUCAGAUGCUAGAAAGGAUUCAUACACAGGAAGUGAAACCUUAAAAUUGGGCUUCGGAUACAUUCUUUAGGAACUGUUUAUGUUGUUCAGAUCAUUUGUGCUGUGAUAAGAAGCAAAGUGUUAUAGCCGUAUGUUGUAAUGGCUGCAUGUAGCCCAACAAGAACUUGACUUAAUGCUUAAUUUUGUAGUCCAUUUGGUACUUUUAUAGACUAGGAAGACAUUUUAUAAGCUCAGUCUUGUUUUUUACUGUAUGGUGAUUGUACUAUAGUGUACGUACUAGAUUUUUUCUUCUUCUAACCUUCUUUGUAAAGGGAUGCCAAAAGCUGUUUUUCAACGCUUUACUUUGGGAAUAGUACACAGAUUCAGAAAUCUAUUAUCAAUAAUUUUACUGGAUAAACUAAUAAUGCAUAUUAACUCAAAUUUUAGAUUCUUUACAUCGGAUUUUUAGACAGCUUGGAAAAGCAUUCUGUUACUAUUGCAAUGCUGGGUUUUGUAAUGUCAAGAGUUUUUAACACACCCUGAAACCAGACUUUAGUGUAAUUUGUAUUGAAAUGGUGGUAGCAAUUAAAAGGAGCUGUAAUUUGUGUUCCGACUUUA
Messenger RNA from Zootoca vivipara (common lizard), 3234 nucleotides. Lineage: Eukaryota; Metazoa; Chordata; Lepidosauria; Squamata; Lacertidae. The record is from RefSeq and is a predicted model, not a curated record.